AUGCAGCACUACGGCGUGAACGGCUAUUCGCUGCACGCCAUGAACUCCCUAAGCGCCAUGUACAACCUCCACCAGCAGGCGGCGCAACAGGCGCAGCACGCGCCCGACUACAGGCCGUCCGUGCACGCGCUCACUUUGGCGGAGAGACUUGCUGACAUCAUCCUCGAAGCUCGUUACGGCUCUCAGCACCGCAAACAGCGCCGUAGCCGCACAGCCUUCACCGCUCAACAACUGGAAGCCCUGGAGAAGACCUUUCAGAAGACGCACUACCCCGACGUGGUGAUGCGGGAGCGGCUGGCCAUGUGCACCAACCUGCCCGAGGCCCGUGUGCAGGUCUGGUUCAAGAACCGCAGGGCCAAGUUCCGUAAGAAGCAACGCAGCCUCCAGAAGGAGCAGUUGCAGAAACAAAAGGAGACAAGUGGGGAUGGAGCAGCUGAAAAGGAGGACGUUCCUGCACCUUCCACGACUGUCCUUCCUGAUCCCCACUUACCUCCGUCCACCUCAGCUGCUCUGGAGACAGACAGCCCGGCGGUGUGUCCGGGCCCACCAGACAUGGAACUGAAUGUGACGUCGGCCGAGCAGUCUGGCAGCGAGUCUGCGACGGAGGACAACGCAACAGAUAAGGAGGAUGAGAGUAAAUGUCAGCACAGCGAGAGAGCCGUGACAUCAGGAGACGUUUCUUCGCCCUGCAGGAGACUCAGCCCGAAAGCAGACUCACCUCUCGUCUCUCCGUCCGUGACUCCUUCGUCAUCCAGCAGCGGCCUGGCCGGUGGAGGCGGUCCCCUCUCCCAGAACCACUCGUACUCCUCCUCCCCCCUGAGCCUGUUUCGCCUGCAGGAGCAAUUCCGCCAGCACAUGGCCGCCACCAACAACCUGGUGCACUACCCUGCUUUUGACUUGGCCGCCCCCUCUUCACUCCCCUACCUGGGGAUGAACGUCAACAUGCCCCCAGCGCCACUGGGCACUCUGCCCUGCCAGUCUUACUACCAGUCGCUGUCUCAUCAUGCCCAGCAGGUUUGGGGCAGCCCGCUGCUGCAGGCGUCGGCGGCCGCAAGUGGACUGAGCAGCCACAACAGCAAGACCACCAGCAUCGAGAACCUGCGGCUGAGGGCCAAACAGCACGCUGCCUCUUUGGGACUAGACACCUUGUCCAACUGA
Syngnathus typhle (broad-nosed pipefish) is the source of this 1158-nucleotide messenger RNA. It is a transcript of the gene dmbx1a, whose product is annotated as diencephalon/mesencephalon homeobox 1a. The record is from RefSeq and is a predicted model, not a curated record. Gene Ontology annotation, biological process: regulation of transcription by RNA polymerase II. Lineage: Eukaryota; Metazoa; Chordata; Actinopteri; Syngnathiformes; Syngnathidae. The transcript has 4 exons. Gene Ontology annotation, molecular function: RNA polymerase II transcription regulatory region sequence-specific DNA binding; DNA-binding transcription factor activity, RNA polymerase II-specific. Bases 1 to 1158 code for a protein of 385 amino acids.